CUUGUUUAAUUGUAACAAAAAUAAAAAUAUGCCAUCCACUAGCAACACUCUAGAUCGCUUAGCAAAUAUAUCUGAAUGCUCAAUAUCUGGUUUAUUUCAAGAAUUAUGGCAAAAGAAUAACCAUUCAUCCGAACCACUGCAGUUUGGAGAUAUUGAAGGAAGUGAUUUCAAAAGACUCGUUCAUAAACACAAGCACUUACAAGAUAAUGAACAAGAACUAGAAAAUAAGACUAAAUAUCAUCAAUCUUCACCUGAUUUCAGACCCAUUGUCUACCUGGAAAGAAAGCCAAUCUCAUCUCCUCGUCUUGGCAACACAAUAUACAACUUUUUAUUUCAGCAUGAAGAUAGAUAUUUCAAUAAUGAUCGAGAUGAAUUGAGUAAGGAUAUAUUUCCGGUGGGAUAUCAACAAGCUUAGUGGUAUCUGUGUAGUAUAUAAAGAAUGUCUCGUAUAUAACAAAAGCUUCUUCUUUGUAAAUUUACUACAAUAAAAUUUAUUUUUACAUUGAUCUAAUCU
Messenger RNA from Gilbertella persicaria, 514 nucleotides. RefSeq lists its product as uncharacterized. Lineage: Eukaryota; Fungi; Mucoromycota; Mucoromycetes; Mucorales; Choanephoraceae. The transcript has a single exon. The record is from RefSeq and is a predicted model, not a curated record. Bases 29 to 415 code for a protein of 128 amino acids.